Molecule: messenger RNA, 2453 nt
Organism: Oreochromis aureus
Lineage: Eukaryota; Metazoa; Chordata; Actinopteri; Cichliformes; Cichlidae
Product: butyrophilin subfamily 3 member A2-like
Exons: 14
Coding region: 67-1824 (585 amino acids)
Source: RefSeq, a predicted model, not a curated record
AUUUCAGUUUGACAGCAACAGUCUAGAUCACUGUGUCAGAGGCUGGGAUCUUGAUCUGCGAGGAGGAUGCUUCCACAGAUAGAUGCACUCUCCCUUUCUCCAGACAAAGUCUUCAGUAUUUUGGUUUUCCAUCUUCUAAUACACUUAAAUAAAGCGGAGUCUCAGGUGGUUGGUCCACAUCAACCAGUAGUUGCAUUAGUUGAUGAUGAUGUUAUUUUACCAUGUCACGUGGAGCCUGCAGAGGAUGUGACAGCUGAGAUAUUGGAGUGGACAAGAUCUGACUUGGACCCAAGAUUUGUUCAUGUGUGGCGAUCCGGUCAGGAUGUUGUGAAUGCAAGAAAUCCUUCAUACAGGGGAAGAACAUCACUGUUCAUCAAUGAACUGAAGCGCGGAAACAUUUCACUGAAACUCUCCAGAGUAAAACUCUCUGAUAAAGGAACAUAUGAAUGUCAAAUUCCUUUAAUGGGGAAAAAAUCUGUAGUUGAACUUGUGGUUGCAUCAGAUGCUUCCACCUCACCUGUCAUCAGUUUAUCAGGGAUUGAAAAAAACAGAGGAGGAGUGGUGUUACAGUGUGAGUCUGCAGGCUGGUAUCCAGAGCCUGAGCUGCUGUGGUUGGACGGUGAGGAAAACCUCCUCUCUGCUGGACCUACAGAGAUCCUCAGAGGUCCUGAUGACCUCUAUACUAUCAGCAGCAGAGUGACUGUGGAGAAGAGACACACCAACAACAUCACCUGCAGAGUCCAACAGAGGAACACCAACCAGAGCAGAGAGACACACAUACAUGUUCCAGAGGAUUUCUUUGAUAUCCCAUCCAGUUCUUCCUCUGCCAUCAUCGCUUUGGCUGUUUGUUUGGCUCUUUGCAUCAUCCUGUUAAUUUUAUCAGCUGUUGUUCUUUUAUGUAGAAUAAGGAAACAUAUGAUGAAGAUCAUCAGAAGGCCAAAGGAUCAGACUGACCGGGGAGAUGACGUUUCCUGCGAAGAAGCCAGAGAGAGAGAGCAACUCAAUACCAGCAGCUCUUCUAUCAAAACUAAGAAACAGACCUCAUCCUUGCCAAUAACUUCAAGGAGGAAACUCCUGGAGGAGCAACAGAGGAGGGAGGAAGCUGAAAAGAAACUGCAGGACAUUAAAGAAAAGCUGCAGUUGGAGAAGAACAAUACUGAAAUCACCAAGCAGCUCAAGCAGGAGAAAGAAACAGCAGAGGAGCUGAAGAAUCAGCUGGAGAAAAAAAAUCGUGAGCUUUGUGAAACCAUCAGUCAAGUCCAGAAAGAGAAACAAAACAUGGAGAGUGAAAUAAAGACCCUGAAAAAUGACCUCGAUUCCACAAAACAAAAGUUGGAGAAGAGCAAUAUUAAAAUCUUCAAUCAGUUCCAGCAGGAGAAAAAAACAGCAGAGGACCUGAAGAAUCAGCUGGAGAAACAAAAUCAUGAGAUGAUCAGAUCUGAGAGGGAGAAGGAUGAAAUCAUUCAGAAGCUGAUGCAGAGAUAUCUUACAAUAGAAUCAAAAUUCAGUGAAAGCAUCGUUCAGCAGACAGAGUCAGAGAAGAACAAUACUGAAAUCAUCAAACAGCUCCAGCAGAUGAAAGAAAUAGCAAAGGACCUGGAGAAUCAGUUGGACUUCAAACAUCAGGAGGUUGAGGAGUAUACUGAAAUCAUCAACCAGCUUCAGCAGGAGAAAGAAACGAUACAGAAGCUUAAGAGGCAGUUGGAGUACCAAAAUCAGGAGUUGGUAACGGAGCUCGAGGAGGAGAAGAAGAAAACUGAGGAAAAACUCAGAAAAGGGUUUGGGGCAUGUUUUGGGAGGGGGAGAAAGUGUAAUCAAAACUAAUUUGGAAGUUGCUUGACAUAUAACUCAGGAGUGCUUGGGGUUAAACUUGAUGUCUGUUAUCUGACUGAUUCAUGUUUAAAUAUUAAAUAAAAAAUUAUUAAAAAUUAAAUAUUAAUUGCACAUAGGUUCAUGACAAGAGCUUUUGCUUACUUCACUUAGUCUUGAUUAAAUAUAUAGUGUUUCUUGUGUUUAAUUAAAUAUUUCUAAAUAUCCCAAAUGCUAAAGCCUAUCUCUCUGUUUAAUUUUAUAGAAAAAUUAACAAACCUUACUAAGUAAAAAUAUAUUGAUAAUACACUGCUGUUGUCUGAUUUAUUUAUUUUAUUAUUAUUAUUUUUUCAAAGAUUUAAUUGAUCAGGUAACAACUCAUGAGCCAAAGCACUAUUCUGGGAACAUUUGUGUGUCUGUGUGUUUAAUAGGGUUAAUAUGUUGUUCAUUUUUCUGUGUCAGACAAAUAGAACUGUAAUGUUGCAGUACCUGUGUUAUGGUGUUUCAGAAACAUUUUUAUAUAAAAGUCUUAGUUUUAAUGUUAACUGAAGUAAGAAAUGGAAAAAACAAUCUUGAAUCGUUUAACACUAAAUUUCAAACUUAUUACUAAGAUAAAUGAAGUUCCAAAACAAGUUUCUCAUUUU